AGCAGCAGCUAAAAACAACAUUAACCUGCAAAUCUGAGAUUAUCUAUCAACCUAGAAUUCUCUUUUUUCUUUAUAUUAUCUGUAUUUUAUUUAAAAACAAAUCUUUGGAAUUUCACAAAGUUUGAGACUUUGAGCUAAUUGAUAUUAACCCAGGAGUAGGUAUGAAACAGAAGAUCAAUAGCAAAUAGCAUAACAUUUUCCAUAGAUUGGUAUUAUUAUAUCAUCCAUCAAUCUAUGGCUACUUCUAUGAAGAUCAAGACAGGAACGCAGGAUGGUUCGUCAAAGGGAAAGAUUGGAUUUUCUGUCACUAAAAACAAGAUUGGGAGCUCAUCAACCAAGCCUGGAGCUGAUUCCAAGCUGAAAUCUGUUCAAACUGUCACAAAAACUGAGGUGAAAUCAAAAGUGACCACAAAGAGGACGACUACGACGAGGGUGAAGAAGGUGUUCAGUUUGGCUGGACAGAAAUAUGAUCCUCCUGAAGAGAGAGAACCUUUGAGGAUUUUCUACGAGUCAUUGUCGAAACAGAUACCAAGUAGUGAAAUGGCUGAAUUCUGGAUGAUGGAGCAUGGUUUAUUGUCCCCUGAAAGAUCCAGAAAAGCUUUUGAGAAGAAGCAGAGAAAGCAAAAGCAAAUCAGGUCAGGAAUUCCUAUCAAGUCUCCUCCAAUUAGGUCUCCCCCACUUAGGUCUCCCCCACUUAGGUCUCCUCCACCAAAACCAGUUUCAAAACCACCGAGCAAACCAGAGAGUUCACAGAGGCAACAGCAGGCAUCUAAGAAUGGUGAUGUAAAAGCCAAGAAGAGAGUUGUUGCUGAAAGUGACGAUGACGACGACUUCAUUUUAAGUCCCAAAAGAAGGAGAGGGUAAGUAAAAAGUAAAAUAAUCCUCCAUUCCUUUGUAUCAGUGUACUCUUAGAAAUUGCUUAUUUAGUUUUCAUCAUUCAACUCCAAAAGAAAAAAAAUAAAAAAAGAUGGAAGAUGUUGGACACAGAGUAAUAAACAAUCUGAUAGAAAAAGACAUUCUUUAUAUUGUAAUUCUGUAACUUAUGGAAACAAUAAGCAAAGCCUUUCAAUUAACUUCUGUUUCAUUUCCUAAACUUGGUGGGGUUUUAGUGCUUCAUCUCUUGUAUUCAUCAGUGCUCAAGAGCCUUGUGAAGUUAACUGAUACUUCCGGUUUAGGCUCUAGUGAUAUCAAUUGCCAUUCAGGAAAC
Fragaria vesca subsp. vesca is the source of this 1207-nucleotide messenger RNA. RefSeq lists its product as uncharacterized. Lineage: Eukaryota; Viridiplantae; Streptophyta; Magnoliopsida; Rosales; Rosaceae. The transcript has 4 exons. Bases 235 to 864 code for a protein of 209 amino acids. The record is from RefSeq and is a predicted model, not a curated record.